This is a messenger RNA of Manis javanica (Malayan pangolin), 1152 nucleotides long. It is a transcript of the gene CMTM5, whose product is annotated as CKLF like MARVEL transmembrane domain containing 5. Gene Ontology annotation, cellular component: membrane. Lineage: Eukaryota; Metazoa; Chordata; Mammalia; Pholidota; Manidae. The record is from RefSeq and is a predicted model, not a curated record.
GGGACACAGACUUCUUCAGGCGUAGGUCCUUGGGGGUCUCCUGGUCCAGCCUGGUUUCCCAGCUUCCCCUCUGGCUCCUCUGCUGGCCUCCCCACUUCCUCCUCUCUCCUGGGGAUGGGUUGGGAUCCGAGUAAGGAGAGUGUUGACCACGCCUCCUCUGUUGGCCCCUCCCCCACCCGUGGGCCUCCUGGGGGGUUGGCGCGGCUGCUGCAGGGGGCACUCUGGGCAGCUGGGUGAAGUUCCAGCCUGCCAGCCUCCCCCUGACAGCCCCAGGGCAGGUCUGCCCACCUCACUUGCAGGUUUCUUGUACUGCUCUCCUGCUGUUGUCUGCUGCCCCAUCCCGCCAGGUUUCUGUCCUCCCUCUUCCCUUCCGGGGCUGGUGGCGGUGGGGGGCUGUGCCUGGUGGGCCCUGCGGAGAUGCUCAAUGCCCGGGAUCGUCGGGACUGGCCCCCUGAAGAGGGGGCAGCUGCGGGGCUCCAGGGCUUCACGGUGGAAAAGACCUUCUUCUCCUCCCUCAAAGGCAUCCUUCUGGAAACUGAGCUGCUCCAAACGCUCGGUCCUGCAGGCCCUGACCUUCAUUAUCUUCAUCUGCUUCACGGCCUCCAUCUCUGCCUACAUGGCAGCGGCGCUGCUGGAGUUCUUCAUCACGCUCGCCUUCCUCUUCCUCUACGCUACCCAGUACUACCAGCGCUUCGGGCGGCUGAACUGGCCCUGUCUGGACUUCCUUCGCUGUGUCAGUGCUAUCAUCAUCUUCCUGGUGGUCUCCUUUGCAGCCGUGACCUCCCGGGAUGGAGCUGCCAUUGCUGCUUUUGUUUUUGGCAUCAUCCUGGCUUCUGUCUUUGCCUACGAUGCCUUCAAGAUCUACCAGACUGAGAUGGCACCCAGGGCCACCCAGGGGGACCAGCAGUGACCCAAGAGCUGCCUGGAUCCUGGGCCCAGCCAGACCUCCUCUGGCUUCACUACCCCCAAUGCCAUUGUCCCCUCCCCUGCCCUCAGAGAUGGAUCCUGGCCUGAGAAGUCACAGGGAACUUGUUUGUGGGGUCUGGUGCUCUGAGAGCUGGCUCCUGAUGAAGCUUGGCUAGGAAGGAGGUGCUAUGGGGGGCAGAAGCAAGCCAUUCAUUCCCAAAUUAAAAGAUUUGAAUACUAUUGGUA